Molecule: messenger RNA, 399 nt
Organism: Funneliformis mosseae
Lineage: Eukaryota; Fungi; Glomeromycota; Glomeromycetes; Glomerales; Glomeraceae
Source: the annotation of a GenBank genome assembly
AUGGCAAAAGUAAUAGUACAAAUCAUCGUUGUAGGAACGCAGAUCGUAGGUAAAGCUUUUGUCGAAGCAUAUAAACAAGCCGUAGCAAACGCGGCGGCCGGAGGUAGUGCCACGUCACGAAUGGGAAAAGAUUCCUUGUCAAGACGAACAGGAAUGUCAUUAGAUGAAGCAUAUCAAAUAUUAAAUCUUAAAAGGGACGUCUCAAAUCUUUCAAAGAAUUAUGAGCAUUUAUUUAAAGUAAAUGAUGCAACGUCCGGCGGAUCAUUUUACUUACAAUCAAAAGUAGUAAGAGCAAAAGAAAGGAUUGAUAUGGAAUUGGCGGAGGCCAAGAAGGAGAGUCAAAAACCACAAGAUAUCAAUGAACAAUCAUCAUCACAAUCAGCUUCUAGUAAUAGUUGA